AUAUAUGUUGUAUAAGAUAGUUUUUUUCUUCUUUAUAUUAUUUACGAUUACGAAAAAGCCGUGGCUUUCCUAUUAGGUUUUUCAGUUGAAUUGAAGCGAUGGCUCCAACAGCUUCCGUCGCUUCUGAUGGUGAGGCCAAAUGGGAAUUCAGCUGUGACUUUGAAGUCGAUUAUGAGUCUGAGAAGAAAGCUUCAAUUGUCUAUAAUGCUUUAAUCGUCGAUAAAGAGUUGCAACCAGACAAGGUCAAAAGGGUGAUGUCAGUUUCUGAUGGAAAACUUUCAAUACACUUUGAGGCAGUGGAAGCAAGGUUUUUGCGUGCAUCAUUCAGUGCAUUUGUAGAUGUGCUUACUCUUGCCACAAAAACAGUCGAAGAUUUUGGACAAGAAGUGGAUUUCUGAUAGCCUUGCUGAUCUAUUUACAUGCCUCUCAAGUAUCAAGUGUCAUUUUUUGCUUCCAGUAGCUGUGAUUUUAAUUUGCAUCUGACCUGUAAUUUUAUCACAAUGUUUUGUUGUUGUUUGAUCGAGUGUGAUGGUCUUUUUGCACCCAUCAUUUGACCAUUGAGAUCUAACAAGAUAGCAUUUUCAAUACACAUUGUCCUAUAAUUCUCAUAUUCAGCUUAUUGACUACUUGAUGUGUUAUUUUUA
This is a messenger RNA of Benincasa hispida (wax gourd), 644 nucleotides long. RefSeq names its product transcription factor. Lineage: Eukaryota; Viridiplantae; Streptophyta; Magnoliopsida; Cucurbitales; Cucurbitaceae. Gene Ontology annotation, cellular component: EKC/KEOPS complex. The record is from RefSeq and is a predicted model, not a curated record.